Molecule: messenger RNA, 2298 nt
Organism: Nicotiana attenuata
Lineage: Eukaryota; Viridiplantae; Streptophyta; Magnoliopsida; Solanales; Solanaceae
Product: transcription termination factor MTERF15, mitochondrial-like
Exons: 2
Coding region: 105-1211 (368 amino acids)
Biological process (GO): regulation of DNA-templated transcription; chloroplast organization
Cellular component (GO): chloroplast
Molecular function (GO): double-stranded DNA binding
Source: RefSeq, a predicted model, not a curated record
AAGUCCAGCCGCCAUAAAACUAAAGUGAAUGACUCGCAGCUGAAACAAAUCAGCGAAGGUGGAGUACGACCCGAGGUAGUGGUAACGCCUGCAAACGAAGAGAGAUGUUUGGAAUCGUUAGCAAUUGCGCAAAGGAGCGUCUCUUUUCCAUCAGAUUUCAGCUCUUUUACUCCACAGCUGCAGCAACUUUCCAUGCUAAUACAUUGGUGGAAUUUCUGGUGAACUCACUUGGCUUCUCCAACAAAGAAGCCAUUUCUACAAGCUCCAAGGUAACUCGUUCGACACUCCGAAAUUAUGAGCCACAUUUGUUGCUUGAUCUCUUUGACAAAAUGGGUAUGAACAAAGCCCAGAUCAAAACCCUUGUCUCUUCUUCCCCUGAAUUGUUGUUUAGUCAUAUUGAUAAAAACCUUAAACCCAAAAUUAAGGUUUUACAAGAACUUGGCUUAUCUGGGUCUGACCUUGUUACAUUUAUCAAUAAAAGCGAUUUCUUGACAAGAGGUUUACAUACUACGAUUAAACCCAAUCUUGAUUAUCUUCGGGAGUAUUUGGGCAGUUAUGAUGCAGUAGCUAGGGUUGUUAAGAAAGAGCCUAGGCUGCUUUCCAAUAAUCUCCCUAAAGUAAUACCACCCAAUAUAUUAUUGUUGCAAAAUCUUGGGUUUUCACAGAUGGAUAUUGAGACGGUUUUUUAUCGGCGUCCUAGGUAUCUGCUUAAUAACCCUGAGUGGCUUGAGAGGGUAGUAAAUCGAGCAGAAAAGAAUUUUCGCAUACCUCGGGAGUCACGGAUGUUUCUUCAUGCCAUUGAAGCACUCGUGUCACUUGAUGAAUCGAAAUUAGAAAGGAAAUUAGAUAUUUUCCGGAGUUUUGGAUGGUCUGAUUCUGAUAUAUGCGCAAUGGUACGAAAGCUUCCUUACUGUUUGACUUCAUCAGAGGCUAAGAUAAGAAGUACAUUAAAGUUUUUCAUGAACGAACUCGGGUAUGAACCUAGUUAUCUGGCUUUUCGUCCGACACUCUUAAAGUUGAGCUUGGAGAAGAGGGUAAUGCCACGGAAUGAAAUCUUGAAAUUUCUCAAAGAAAACCAGCUGGUAAAAGGGAAGCUAAAUCUUUACACUGUUGUCAUGUGUCCUGAAUCCAAGUUUCUGGAGAAAUAUGUGCUGCCUUUCAGGGAGAAGAUGCCCGAGGUGUAUGAUUUAUACAUGAAAACUAGAAGCUAAAGAGAAGUCUUUGCAUCAGAGACUGUUGCUGCUGAUAGUCGGUUAUCUCUUAGGUUUAUUCAGUUCUCUGAUAAAAUUGUACUUUCUCUUUAAUGUUCUUGUCAAGCAUAGUACUCCUUGUUUACUUUUCAUCGCUGAUGAUACAUAAUUGAACAAUUUCUUUUCAAAAAAUUAUGGAACGAUGGGAACUAAAAAUUGGGAGCAGUUUCAUUUUCGAUUCAACUGAUGCUUCUUGUUCGAUGAAAAAGGAAAGCAGUGUAGAAAUCAGACUUGAUGUCUAUGGCAUUGAUAUUUGAAUGCUUAUCUCAAUCAGGACGGUAUUUGUUCUCGUUGCAAGUAGUUCUAUUAUCUUCAGUAUAUGAUUGGAAAAGCACCUUCUUUCAAGCUUGGUCAUAUGUGGGCAUGAUGCUCUACAUGCAGCAUGUACUUAUUGUUGACAAUUCCGACAGGAGUUAUAGGCCAUUGUGUGUUGACAAGAAAAAACGGUGUUAUCUAAGAUAUCUCAUACAAGCAAAUUUAGGAUGACUUCUGUGAAAGUUGCUUCAGAAAACUAAUUUUACUUUUGCUGUGAGCUUUAUUUCGUUUCUUUUGCUGUAGUCAUGUAUAUGGAAUUCGGCAUUGGUUGACUCUUUACUUGUCCUGGAAGGAUGGAGUGGUUCAUGGGUGUAUAAGAUAAAGUGAACCUAAGGUUUCCUCAGAUAAUGUGGCAGGUUUGGUGAUCUUGGGAGAUAGAACACUGCAAAUUCAGAGCCAGAGAGCAACUUGAGUCAACUUUUGCAAACGCUUUGGCAUCGGAUGAUUGUUUUGAUGGGUAAUCUUGACAAGAAUGUUGACAAGAAUAUAUCUGAUGGUAGAGCUGUUAUGAACUUAUAUCACUCAUUCUUUAAUUUAACAUAACAACUCUAGAGUUUCUUCAGAUUGAGCUUUCCCUUGUAAGAUAUGUGUAGAUGGGAAACUACCAAGCUACAUUGGCUUUGGUAGAAGUCUUUAUUUAUGAUUCUUGAGUAGGACUUAGUUUUUGUAAACAAUAUUAUUGGAAUAACCAGCUGAAUUCUUAAAUUUGCAUGAAAAUAGGCCGGCUUUUAUA